This is a messenger RNA of Candida dubliniensis CD36, 1212 nucleotides long. RefSeq names its product putative lipid phosphatase. NCBI's taxonomy places the organism in Eukaryota, Fungi, Ascomycota, Pichiomycetes, Serinales, Debaryomycetaceae. The transcript has a single exon. Gene Ontology annotation, biological process: GPI anchor biosynthetic process. Bases 1 to 1212 code for a protein of 403 amino acids. Gene Ontology annotation, molecular function: hydrolase activity. The record is from RefSeq and is a predicted model, not a curated record. Gene Ontology annotation, cellular component: endoplasmic reticulum.
AUGAACACUUUACGAAGAAGAGGAAUACCAAAACCAAUCCCACAUAUCUUUGAGGACGUGGAAUUCAAACGAUCUACACGCACCAAACCCCCAAACUGGAAACUUUUUGGGUUGGUUGUCAUCUGCUGGGUAUUGUUGAUACACUACUUUGAACGAACCAUCCCGCAGAAAGCCUUAAUGGCUUGCAAAUGGAACAACUGGGAACCUUGGCAAACCCCCAGCUCUGCUCAUCGAAUUGUCUUGAUAGCAGACCCUCAAAUUGUCGACGACUACUCCUACCCCAAACAAUUCAAAAUAAUAAACUAUUUCACAAAAAAAAUGGCCGAUAAUUACCUCCACAGAAAUUACGAAAUGAUACAUUCACUUCUAGCUCCCGACACAACAAUCUUCUUGGGAGAUUUGUUUGAUGGUGGACGGUACUGGGACGAUAAGCAAUGGAUUGACGAGUACAAGCGGUUCAGUCGUAUAUUCCCCAAGAAAAUCAACCGUCGCGAUAUCCGCUCAAUCCCAGGAAACCACGAUAUAGGUUUCCAAACUAUACACCACAAGGUCCUUAAACGUUUUGCCGAGUACUAUGGCGAGCUCAACGACUACAUAGAGCUAGGCAACCACACUUUCGUAUUGCUAGAUUCCAUAUCAUUAUCACACCCCGACCAUUUGAUUAAAAAAGAGCCCGACGAGUUCCUCAACAACCUCAACAACCACAUAAACACCAACUUCCCCCGCAUAUUGCUUACCCACGUCCCCUUAUACAGAUUCCCCAAUAUCCAGAAAUGCGGUCCCCAAAGAGAGAAAAAUAAACCAUUCCCACUCCAACGAGGCGACCAGUACCAAACGGUUAUCGAGUACGAGAUAUCGCGGAGAAUUCUCAAUACCAUCAAACCAGCCCUUAUUUUUGCUGGCGACGACCACGACUAUUGUGAUAUCACCCAGGAAUACGACGGCGGUAUUGCUCGAGAAAUAACCGUAAAGUCAGCUGCCAUGACCGGCGGAAUCAAACACCCAGCAGUCCAGUUGCUUUCGCUAAACACAAACGAAAACUCCAAGCAUACUUACACAACAGAAAUGUGCUAUAUGCCAAACGCAUACUACGGUCUCUACACCUACCUUGCAUUCUUGCUUCUUACCUCGGUUUUCAUUGAUAGAUCUAUUUGGUGGCUCAACAUUAUUUGGCCCUUGUUUAUAUUAAAUGUGUACUAUAUGACUAUUUGA